This is a messenger RNA of Sphaerulina musiva SO2202, 726 nucleotides long. RefSeq lists its product as uncharacterized. The transcript has a single exon. Lineage: Eukaryota; Fungi; Ascomycota; Dothideomycetes; Mycosphaerellales; Mycosphaerellaceae. Bases 15 to 608 code for a protein of 197 amino acids. The record is from RefSeq and is a predicted model, not a curated record.
AUCCUGUCAUCGUUAUGGCGUCCAUCACGUUGCGCGCGCCCACUUUUUCACCUGCGAAGCCACCGGCUGGCUUCCAGACUCCAGCCAUCGCGUGGCUCACGGAAACAUGGCACGUUACGCAUUCGACCUUGCCUAUGUGGAAGAGCAAGAAGAAUGUACGCAUACAGUAUACCCCCCUCGAGCCUUCGAGACCCGAUAUUGCCAAAGAGAACACGGACAGACUCGAUGAUCUAGUGACCUCGCAACCUCUGCAUGGCGACAAAGUCUCUUCGAUCCGUGGCGUCGACAAAGCGUCCGGCAGCGGCGAGAGCAGGGGCGAAUGGGACUGGAGAGGUAAGGGCUGGCUCAUGAUUGCGAGCAGUCACUGGGAGGUGCUGGGCUGGGGGGAAGAAGAGCACAACAAUGGCAACAAGUGGGCGGUCACCGCCUUUGCGAAGACGCUGUUCACGCCUGCGGGCAUCGACGUGUACUCGCAGAGCCGCGCCGGGGUGUUACUAGAGACACUCGAAGGCAUCAAGUCUGCGCUGGCGCAAGUGGACGACCAGGACGUACAGAAGAUGGCUAAGGACAUUUUCGAGGUUAUGAUUGAUGAUACGAGGAAAGACUAGAUGCGGGAUGAAGACUGCUGCCCAGAGAGCUCAAGGUUGUGCGGGUGCGAUAUGUCGUCUCAUUAAUGUUUGGUGUAAUACGGUAUUCAGGGCGCAAAGAACAGAGGCAACUAUUCAU